CAAGCAACUCAAGCCAAAACCAAGCCCAAUUUCUGUCGUCUUUUCCUGAGUUUGGCAUGUCUGGACACCACAGCCCCACACUGGAAGCAUGUGGUGUCUCCCCAGUAUGCCUGGGACAUGCACUGUGUGUCCAUCUGCAUGAGAGAGCAAAACGUGCUGACCCACCUGGCAGAGGGUUUGGAGGGGACUGUAGGUCGGGGGUAAAACCAGGAUUUCAUGGGAGCUAUUUAUUGUUAUCAUCACUGAUAAUUUUGAGGCUCUCAAAAGCAGAUGAGAGACAAGAAAUUGGUGCAAUAAAAGAUGUUACCUCACCCACCUUGUUUCUCUAAUAUCCUGGAACCUACAUGGCUACAUCCACAUUGCAGGAAACACAGAGGAAGGUGCGGUCUCUUGAGGAAGCCAAUGGGCAGCUGGAGCAGCAGAUCCGGGAAGUCUGUGCAAAGAGAGCGCUGGCUGGAUGCCAGGACCUGAGUGGCUACUUCAGCACCAUUGCGGAGCUCAGAUCACAGCUCCAGGCAGCAUCAACGAGCAACGCCCAGCUGAUCCUGCAGAUUGAUAACGCCACCCUAGCUGCUGAUGACUUCAGACUGAAGUUUGAGUCGGAGCUGGCCAUCCGGCGGGGCGGGGAGAGCAACAUCACCGCCUUGCGCAAGGUCCUGGACGAGCUGACCCUGAGCAAAGCCAGCCUGCCGGAGGAGCUGGAAAGCCUGGAGGAGGAGCUGGCUCAACUCCAGAAGAACCAUGGGGAGGAAACGGCUGCUCUCCGAGGUCACCUGGGAGGCUCGGUCAGUGUGGAGGUGGAUUCUGCUCCCGGUGUCGACCUGGUGAAAACCCUGGCAGAGAUCCGGGACCAAUACGAGGACGUCAUUGAGAGGAACCACAGAGAGGCUGUGGCCUGGCACAAGGAGCAGUGUGAGAUGGUCGCCCAGGAGGUGGCCACCAGCGCAGAGGCCACCCAGGGAGCCAGGACGAAGCUCACGGAGCUGAGGCGCGUAGUCCAGGGCCUGGAGAUUGAGCUGCAGUCACUCCACAGCAUGAAAGAGGCUCUCGAGGGCACACUGGCUGAGACCCAGGCUGGCUAUGGGGGCAAGCUGACGCAGCUGAGGGGACGUGGUGCUAGGAAGGAGGCUGAGCUGGUGCAGCUGAGAACUGACGCCCAACGCCAGGCUGAAGAGCACCAGCAGCUGCUGGAUCUGAAGACCAGGCUGGAGAUGGAAAUUGCCACCUACCGGUGCCUCCUGGAGGGUGACGAUGUCAGAUCUGACGCCAAGUCACCUGGGAGACAGACACCCCCAGAGGCUGUUAACAGCUCCCCCACCUCCAGGAGGGUAAAGACCAUGAUGGAGAAGCUGCUGGAUGGCACGGUGGUGUCUUCCCACCCGGAGGAGGUGGAGCAGCCCCUCUGAGGCAUCCUGGGAUUGGGGAAGAAAGGGGGAUCCCUCCCCACCAAUUGGGUCCCAGCUGCCCCUGCCCCACUGAUUUUGCGUUUGGUUUUCUGUGGCUUUGGGUUCCAAUAAAGCAAGUGGUGCA
Gopherus flavomarginatus (Mexican gopher tortoise) is the source of this 1530-nucleotide messenger RNA. RefSeq names its product keratin, type I cytoskeletal 47 kDa-like. Lineage: Eukaryota; Metazoa; Chordata; Testudines; Testudinidae. Bases 345 to 1406 code for a protein of 353 amino acids. The record is from RefSeq and is a predicted model, not a curated record. The transcript is spliced from 10 exons. Gene Ontology annotation, molecular function: structural molecule activity.